AAAAAACGUCCCAGAGUGUAAAUUCAUGUGCGUGUGUGUGGAUGCGAGCAGGGUCUGAAGAGACACUGAGAUUUUGUCCCAGUAUUUAUUCGGAGCCCCGUUAGCUCUUCCCCCGCUCUGAGCGGUCCAAAGGUCUGAGUCAGUAUUUUUAGGAGCGUGGUGCGUUCACUUGCACAACUUCAGUUCCACUCCUGUCGAGUGAAGCAACCGGCGUGUGGUGUGUGUGUGUGUUCGCUGUGCACCGCGGAGGCUUCAAAAGUCACUCAAGUCGCCGUGUUAAACAUGUCGGCUACAAGGAUGCAGCUGCUGUCACCCAGAAACGUCCGGCUUCUGAGCCGCGGGCGAAGCGAGUUGUUCGGCAGCGGUGGUGGCGGCGGUGGUCCCAGGGUCCGCUCACUGACCUCUCCCCCUCUGUCCUCCUCCUCUCCCGGCAGAGCUUUAUCGAGUGUGAGCGUGACACGGCGCGGGCUCCCCAAAGAGAAGAUGACCGAGAAUGGUGUGUCGUCCCGGGCCAAGGUGUUGACCAUCGACACCAUGAACCCCACGGUGAAGAAGGUGGAGUACGCGGUGCGGGGGCCCAUCGUGCAGCGGGCUGUGGAGCUGGAGAGGGAGCUCUCUGAGGGAAUGAAGAAACCCUUCGCCGAGGUCAUCAAGGCCAACAUUGGGGAUGCGCACGCUAUGGGCCAGCAGCCAAUCACUUUCUUCCGACAGGUCCUGGCGCUCUGCUCCUACCCUGAACUGCUGAAUGACAGCACAUUCCCAGAGGAUGCUAAAAGUAGAGCGCGCUGCAUUCUGCAGUCCUGCGGAGGGAACAGCAUGGGUUCCUACAGCGCCAGCCAGGGCAUAGACUCUGUGCGCCAGGAUGUGGCCCGGUACAUUGAGCGAAGGGAUGGCGGAGUGCCCUGCGACCCAGACAACAUUUACCUCACCACGGGGGCCAGCGAUGGCAUUGUGACCAUGCUGAAGCUGCUGGUGUGUGGCGAAGGUGCAACCCGCACCGGCAUCAUGAUCUCCAUACCUCAGUAUCCCCUGUACUCGGCUGCACUGGCAGAACUGGGCGCCGUGCAGAUCAACUAUUACCUUAAUGAACAAAAGUGCUGGAGCCUGGACAUCAGCGAGCUGCAGCGCUCUCUGGACGAGGCCCGGCAACACUGCAACCCCCGAGCCCUGUGCAUCAUCAACCCUGGGAACCCUACCGGUCAGGUUCAGAGCAGACAGUGCAUCGAGGAUGUAAUCCGAUUUGCGGCAAAGGAACGUCUCUUCCUCAUGGCCGACGAGGUGUACCAGGAUAACGUGUAUGCUGAGGGUUGCCAGUUCCACUCUUUUAAGAAGGUGCUGUUUGAAAUGGGGCCCGAGUACUCAAACACAGUGGAGCUGGUAUCUUUCCACUCCACCUCCAAAUGUUACAUGGGAGAGUGUGGCUUCCGUGGAGGCUACAUGGAGAUCAUCAACUUGGACAGUGAGGUGAAGGCCCAGCUGACCAAGCUGGUGUCUGUCCGUCUGUGUCCUCCCGUUCCUGGUCAGGCUCUAAUGGACCUGGUGGUCAACCCGCCGCAGCCUGGCGAACCCUCACAUGAAAAGUUCAUCAAGGAGCGCACAGCAACCUUAAGUGCCUUAGCAGAGAAGGCCAAGCUUACCGAGCAGGUUCUCAAUACUGUGCAGGGCAUCAGCUGCAAUCCUGUGCAGGGUGCUAUGUACUCCUUCCCUUGCAUAACCAUCCCUGAAAAGGCUAUAAAAGAGGCCACGGAAAACGGCCAAAAGCCGGAUAUGUUUUACUGCAUGAAGUUAUUGGAGGAGACUGGGAUCUGCCUCGUGCCUGGGAGCGGCUUCGGACAGAGGGAUGGAACCUACCACUUCAGAAUGACCAUCUUGCCACCAAAAGACAAGCUGAAGAUCCUGCUGACCAAAGUCAAGGAGUUCCACCAGAAGUUCACUCAGCAGUAUUCUUAAAUAUCUACAUCUCCUUCCAUUCACAAAGGGAGGAACUAACCAGUAGAAUCAACAGCAACAAAGAACUCAGCCAAUCAUAAUUCUGUAGUCAAUGAUAAGUGCCUUUCCUUUGAUGGCUCUGGUGGUCUCUGUGAUGACACACUUCAGCCUCUACAGAUAUCUCAUUUGGACAUUCGCAGGGCGGAAAACAAGACACUAUUAUGUGUUAGACUACAAAACUGAAGAUGAAGAAAUUAACUCAGACGUGUGUCAGCUUGGUACGAGAGAUGUGGUUUCACCCCUGUGUGUGUGUGUGUGUGUGUGUUUUCAGCUUUGAAGGAUGUACGGUAUGUACAGUCAGUGUAUUUGUAUAUGAGAGAAUGUCCAUGUGAAUGCCAAGCUAGAAACACGGUAGCGAAAGACAAGUGAUGCUGCUGACAGACUCGAGCACAACUGGUUAAACUGUUCCAUUCCUACAGGCAGCGCUUGACAGGGAGAAUGCGCAGGAAAAUGUUCCAUUUGCAUGAUGAUUCAGAGAUGAUUUUGUAGAUUAAAAAAAAUGGAACAGUCUA
This is a messenger RNA of Acanthopagrus latus (yellowfin seabream), 2501 nucleotides long. It is a transcript of the gene gpt2l, whose product is annotated as glutamic pyruvate transaminase (alanine aminotransferase) 2, like. Gene Ontology annotation, molecular function: pyridoxal phosphate binding; L-alanine:2-oxoglutarate transaminase activity. Lineage: Eukaryota; Metazoa; Chordata; Actinopteri; Spariformes; Sparidae. The transcript has 11 exons. The coding region runs from base 283 to 1950 and encodes 555 amino acids. Gene Ontology annotation, biological process: biosynthetic process. The record is from RefSeq and is a predicted model, not a curated record.